UCCCUUAAUAUUCAAAAUGCUAGUGGAUCCUGACAAGCAUCCAUCUUUUUGCAAACUAUUAUUCAAACAAGGUUUCGUGGAUAAAAUACUAAUGCCGCCUGUUUUCAUCAAAGAAAACAAGAAAUUGUUGGCCAAGACUUGCUUAUUGAAAACAAAUGUAGUUGGAAUGUCAUGGGAAGCAAAAAUAGUGAGAGAGAAGUCUAAUUACUUCAUAUGUGAAGGAGACUGGCCACGAUUUGUGAUGCAUCAUAAAUUGGAGCUAGGGGACAUUUUGAUCUUUUUUCUCAUUGAUAAAUCAACGUUCCAAGUCCUGCCUUAUAAUCAGAAAUGUUUCAAAAACUCUUGUGGCAGAGGAGUAUUUCAGGAACUAAGCAGUUCCUCGGAAGAGGAACAUGACGUUGGAAUCGCAAGAAAAUUGAAGAAAAUUAAAAUAGAGCCAAAUGAAUCGUCAGAAGAGGAAGAAGCCGAGGGUGGAAAUGAAAAAAAUGAUCUAAAGAAGACCAGAUUCAGUGUGAUGAACAUAAAUGACAAAGAUCCAUACUACGAAAUGGUUGUAAGAAAGACACAUUCAUUUUUUAUGACCAUCCCGAAGAGCUUUGCUAUACGGACAGGCAUAACUAACAUGAAGAAAAUGAGACUGGUUAAUGAAAAAGGCAACAACUGGAAAUUAGUGGACAUAGUGCAUACUGGCCCAAGGGUUUACAUAAAAAGAGGAUGGGCUGAGUUCCGAACAAUUAACAAAAUAGCCAAUGGUCAGAUGUGUCGAUUCAAGUUGAUUCAGAGAUAUGGUUGUGGUUAUAAUAUUUUACAGGUUCAAAAGAUCCCCAAAUCCAAGUGCUUGAAAUAGUCUACAAUAUGUAUAUGUACUAAUGGUUUCUUUUUGGUUGUAUUUUGGUAUGAACUUUGUAAUGAAGAUGGAGCUAGAACUAGGACUUGGGCAUCUUUAAUUUGUCCUGUAUGUUCCAAUAGAACUAGAUUUAUGCGUGACACAUUGAAAGUCGUGAAUUUGCUGAAUUUAUGAUGACUUUUAUUAUGUACUUAGGUCACCUAAAGUAUGUGUCGACAAAUCGCUCUACUGGAAUAAGGAUCAUGACUUUGUUA
This is a messenger RNA of Solanum dulcamara, 1101 nucleotides long. RefSeq names its product B3 domain-containing protein REM9-like. Bases 17 to 847 code for a protein of 276 amino acids. Lineage: Eukaryota; Viridiplantae; Streptophyta; Magnoliopsida; Solanales; Solanaceae. The record is from RefSeq and is a predicted model, not a curated record. The transcript has 4 exons. Gene Ontology annotation, molecular function: DNA binding.